GGUCCCAGGAAAGGAGCAGGCCCAGCAGAUGUCGUUGCAGGAGGAGGUGUCAUCCAGAAUGGACCAACGCUGGGAACUGAGGAACGAAGAUCACGCAGAAGGGUUCUUUAGGUCAGCGUACCAACUGAGAGAACAGCAACACCUUCUGGAUGCGACUGUGACUUUAGACCUAAAGGACUACGAAGCUCAUGGUGUCAUCCUCGCCGCCGUCAGCUCUGUCUUCCGGCGACGUUUAGAGCGCAGAGAGCAAGAUGCCCUGGAGCUAGACGGUGUGACCACAGCACGUGGCUGGGAAGCCAUUUUGAAUUUCGCCUAUACUGGGCUGUUGGAGGUCACGCCAGAUACAGCUGUGGAGGUGCUCGAUGCAGCGGAGGCGCUGGGCGUUCCUCGCGUCGCUGAGAUCUGCAAGGCGGUGUUGAUCGGGACAGAGACAGAGGACCGGCUCAGCCCGUCGGAAGAGAAAUGGGAGACGCUACGGAGCUUGGAGGGACUGUACGAAGAAGGCAUCGGCUGGGACUUGGCUCUUAAAGCUGAGGCAGAUACCUUUCAAGUUCACCGCCUAGCUCUGGCUUGCGGCUGCGAGUUCUUCCAUGCCAUGUUUACCAGCGGCAUGAAGGAAUCCCGACAGGGGGACGCCCCGCUCUGCACCCGCUUCACUUCGACUGAUCUGGGCCUGGUCAUCUCUUUUGCGUACUCAGGUGUGGUGGCAGGUGGGUGGGACGACCUCUUCGAUGCCGCACAGGCGGCUCUACAGUAUCAGGUCUCGGGCAUCUUGGAACUCUGCUUGGAUUUUUUCCAGCACAAGUUGAGCCCUGAAUCCAGUCUGGACGUCCUCUCCUUCGCCCGCGCUUAUGGUCUCCUCGAGCUGGAAAGCACCGUUCGUGACUUCAUACUGAGGAACUUUGUGCAGGUCUCAGCUACGCCCAAGUUCUUGGACCUCCCGGUUGGCCAGCUGGUGGACUUCCUCAGCUCCGAUGCCCUUUAUGUCCUCAACGAACUUGAGGCCUUCCAAGGAGCCAUGCGCUGGCUGGACGCCGACCGGACGGAACGGAUGCACCACGCUGAGAAGGUCAUCCGCUGCAUCAGGUUCCCUCUGAUGUCUACUCGGGAGCUGAAACAAGUACGGGCAGUGGACAUAAUGACUUCCCCAGGUCGCUUUUAUGAUAUCCUGGUCGAGUCUUUAUCCAGCUUCCCUCCAGGUCCUUCCAAGAUGGAGCAGCUCCCUUGCCGAGUGAGGUACCCCGAGAAGGUGAUUGUGGUCAGCGGAGGGGACUGCCUGACCAAGAACAUGGCCACUCGCAGCCCCAGCAAGGACAUCUGGUACUCCCACCGCUUCGUCAACGGCAUCGGACUGGUGAAGCAAAUUGAGUGGCGUCACCUCGGAGAACUCCCGGACGGGCCACGUUUCCGGCACGCUGCAGCGGUCAAAGACAAUAUAAUGUACAUCCUCGGUGGAAAACACUACUAUGGAAUCAGGGAUACCAUUUGCUCAGUAUUCAAGUUCGAUCCUAUCUGUGGGAGCUGGGAACGCCUGGCCGAUAUGACAAGCUUCCGGAGCUACUUCCCGGCUGUCUUCCUAGACGGACUUCUCUAUGCUUUGGGAGGAAGCUCCAGAGAAGCCUACGGCAUGGACUCAGUCGAGUGUUACGAUCCUCGUAACAAUUCUUGGAGGUCAUGUGAGCCUCUGCCUGCUGCAGUCUGUGGCCACGCAGCCUGCGUCCUGGAUGGAUCCAUCUACGUCUCUGGAGGCAGCGACGGCUCGUGCCGCUGCCUCUCGGCCCUGAUCCAGUAUCGCCCCGGGGCCAUCCCCAUCCCCCGGGCAUCCAUGAUAGAGGAGCGAGCGGGUCACAUCAUGGAAGGGCUGGACGGACGCCUGUAUGUGGCGGGAGGCCUGCGGUGGCGGGACGGCCACGGGGGUUACGCUGAUCAGCUGGCCUGUGAGGUGUACAGCCGGGACCAGGAUGUGUGGGUCGGCCUCAGCCCCCUGCCGCAGGCUCACGUCAUCGCUGCUUCCGCGUUGCUGCAGGGGGAGUUGUACGUCCUUGGAGGCUACAGCCACAACACCUACCGCGAUACUCACCUGAUCCACUGCUACAACCCAACUCACAACCGUUGGGUCAGCAUAGGGACGCUUCCUGAGGCCUACGCAGACCUGAAGGCCUGCAUUUUGGAAAUCCCUCCCUCAGUCAGGAAGAAGCAGCUCCCACCCUCAGAUACCACGUUGGAUAUUCCAUAUGAUCCUUCCACUGCGUCCGUAGACCAACUUUCUUGAUGUUCAUCACCCACUCAAAUGGCCACCUUGGCUGCAGACAGAGGCAGGGUUUCACACACGCUUUAGUUUUCUUCUGAUAAUCAUACCUAGCAUUCACAUAGAGUUUUUGAGCGUCCGGAACACUACACAUGCAUUUUUCGUGGCUCUUGUCACCAGGGCAGCCAAGAAGAAGAAGAAGACGAAGAAGAAGAAGAAGAAGAAGAAGAAGAAGAAGAAGAAGAAGAAGAAG
This is a messenger RNA of Sphaerodactylus townsendi, 2501 nucleotides long. RefSeq names its product kelch like family member 33 (gene KLHL33). NCBI's taxonomy places the organism in Eukaryota, Metazoa, Chordata, Lepidosauria, Squamata, Sphaerodactylidae. The record is from RefSeq and is a predicted model, not a curated record. The transcript is spliced from 5 exons. Gene Ontology annotation, molecular function: protein binding. Bases 29 to 2272 code for a protein of 747 amino acids.